Messenger RNA from Hipposideros armiger (great roundleaf bat), 1856 nucleotides. Its product is annotated as probable global transcription activator SNF2L2. Gene Ontology annotation, cellular component: RSC-type complex. NCBI's taxonomy places the organism in Eukaryota, Metazoa, Chordata, Mammalia, Chiroptera, Hipposideridae. Bases 286 to 996 code for a protein of 236 amino acids. The record is from RefSeq and is a predicted model, not a curated record. Gene Ontology annotation, biological process: chromatin remodeling; transcription elongation by RNA polymerase II. Gene Ontology annotation, molecular function: protein binding; chromatin binding. The transcript has 9 exons.
AUUAAAUCUAGAGGCAGUUCAGCAUGGGAGCCGUCUGUAUGUUGAAUUAGGGCUCGCACUCUUGCGCAACACGUCACCAGUCGGAAACUGGGGGUUUGCUUCUGUGAUUUAUUUCAUUAUUGUGCUGCUGAUGAAGAGACUAGCAGCUCGCUGCUUUGCUGGCUUGUUAAUUUUAUCCCCACUAACUGUGAUUUCCGAUAGCCGGCCUGCUGAUAGUGGUAAGUGCUGCUGGCUGUGGUUUAAAGCAAGCGUUUGCAGGCCAUUGAAGACGGCAAUUUGGAAGAAAUGGAAGAGGAAGUACGGCUUAAGAAGCGAAAAAGACGAAGAAAUGUGGAUAAAGAUCCUGCAAAAGAAGAUGUGGAAAAAGCUAAGAAGAGAAGAGGCCGCCCUCCUGCUGAGAAACUAUCACCAAAUCCCCCGAAACUGACAAAGCAGAUGAAUGCCAUCAUUGAUACUGUGAUAAACUACAAAGACAGUUCAGGGCGACAGCUCAGUGAAGUCUUCAUUCAGUUGCCUUCGAGGAAAGAAUUACCAGAAUACUAUGAAUUAAUUAGGAAGCCGGUGGAUUUCAAAAAAAUAAAGGAAAGAAUUCGUAAUCAUAAGUACCGGAGCUUGGGCGACCUGGAGAAAGAUGUCAUGCUUCUCUGUCAUAAUGCUCAGACGUUCAACUUGGAGGGAUCCCAGAUCUAUGAAGACUCCAUCGUCUUACAGUCCGUGUUUAAGAGUGCGCGGCAGAAAAUUGCCAAAGAGGAAGAGAGUGAGGAUGAAAGCAAUGAAGAGGAGGAAGAGGAAGAUGAAGAGGAGUCAGAGUCGGAGGCAAAAUCUGUUAAGGUGAAAAUCAAGCUCAAUAAAAAAGAUGAGAAAGGUCGGGACAAAGGAAAAGGCAAGAAAAGGCCAAAUCGAGGAAAAGCCAAACCUGUCGUGAGCGAUUUUGACAGUGACGAAGAACAGGAUGAAAAUGAACAGUCAGAAGCAAGUGGGACUGAUGAUGAGUGAUCAGUAUGGACGUUUUUUUUCUUGGUAGAACUGAAUUCCUUCCUCCCUUCUCUCAUUUCUACCCAGUGAGUUCAUUUGUCAUAUGGGCACUGGGUUGUUUCUAUAUCGUCAUCAUCUAUAAACUAGCUUUAGGAUAGCGCCAGACAAACAUAUGAUAUCAUGGUGUAAAAAAAAAAAAAAAACAAAAAACAUGCGCACAUACAAAUAUUUGUAACAUAUUGUGACCAAAUGGGCCUCAAAGAUUCAAAGAUUAAAACAAAACAAAGCUUUUGAUGGAAAAUAUGUGGGUGGAUAGUAUAUUUCUAUGGGUGGGUCUAAUUUGGUAACGGUUUGAUUGUGCCUGGUUUUAUCACCUGUUCAGAUGAGAUUUUUGUCUUUUUGUAGCACUGAUAACCAGGAGAAGCCAUUAAAAGCCACUGGUUAUUUUAUUUUUCAUCAGGCAAUUUUCAAGGUUUUUAUUUGUUCGGUAUUGCUUUUUUUACACUGUGGUACAUAUAAGCAACUUUAAUAGGUGAUUAAUGUACAGUAGUUAGACUUCACCUGCAUAGACAUUUUUCCAUUUUAUGCUCUAUGAUCUGAAAAAAAAUGCUUUUUGAAUUGUAUAAGAUUUAUGUCUACUGUAAACAUUGCUUAAUUUUUUUGCUCUUGAUUAAAAAAAAAGAUUUUGUUGAAAACGCUAUUGAAUAUUGCAGUCUAUAUAGUGCAUUGGAUGGCUUUUUUUGUCAACCUGAUCUCCUAUGUUACCAAUGUGUGUCGUCUCCUUCUCCCUAAAGUGUACUUAAUCUUUGCUUUCUUUGCACAAUGUCUUUGGUUGCAAGUCAUAAGCCUGAGGCAAAUAAAAUUCCAGUAAUUUCCAAGAA